AUGGCUAACGAGGCGGAGAGAUUCGCUUCAUAUGUUCACGGCUGGGAAUAUGCGUGGGGCAGAACCUGCGGCUUCUUCAGAGACAUGACGACUUUGAGUUCCAUGCAGUUUACGCACAACACGCCCGGACUCAACAGCAGUCCUUGGUCUGCCACGCGAACAUUGCAGAUCUUCUCCAUCAAGCUCGCAGAAAUAACCGGUGGCCUCAAGUGGCCAUUGUCUGUGUAUGGCGUGGUUGCUGCCCGAGACGUCGCGGAUCACAACCGCAACCUUCUCUUCUCUUGCAAUAGGAGCCAGGCCCAAGAACUGAAAGAAGAGGAUAGAAAUUUGCGCUUGAUUGGCCCGUCCCGUGCAAUUGUGUUUACGGAUAGAGUUGAUUUUGAAAUCCAGCUGAAACUAAAAGGUACGGGUACGGCCAAGUCACAAGACAAAGCAUUGAUCAGCUCUGCAGACUGUUACGGCGACGGAUAUGGACCUGCUGUGUCAACCUUUUCUGUCAGUAACUGUUUCUGCGCACUGGAGUUUUGUGUGCAGACAGUUACACGAACCUUUCAGGCCACUGUCUUGGAUGUCCAGGUUGUCAAAGAUGAUGGGUCCUGGCCUUUUGAAUACGGUGGCCGAUUUGCAUGCUCUCCACUGUCGAGGAAGUUUGUGUUCACUGAUAGCAGAGUCACUCGCGCUAUCAAUCCCUCAUCUAGCCAAAUUGUGCUGCUUGAUUCAAAAGAUGGAGCAUGCCUGAAAAAAUGUUGUGGGGGUUACCUACAUAUGUGGUGGCAAGUUGUUUCAGUAGAAAUUGAAGGGCAGUUAAAUGUUUUCAUACACGCCUACUCCAAAUCUGGCGAUAUCGCUUCACAUUGCCAGGUCUGUUUCAUACCCAAAUCUUGCGGGAUGAGCCAUGGUAAAUGUGCUCUUGGUGGCUCCGAGGUAUCAAUUACUGUUGCUUGGUCCCUUGUUGCUACGGACAAGGGGACGAUCGCAGCACAGGGAAAUUUGUUUGAAUGUUGA
This is a messenger RNA of Triticum dicoccoides, 1005 nucleotides long. RefSeq lists its product as uncharacterized. The record is from RefSeq and is a predicted model, not a curated record. NCBI's taxonomy places the organism in Eukaryota, Viridiplantae, Streptophyta, Magnoliopsida, Poales, Poaceae. The coding region runs from base 1 to 1005 and encodes 334 amino acids. The transcript is spliced from 3 exons.